Messenger RNA from Physella acuta, 1251 nucleotides. RefSeq lists its product as uncharacterized. Gene Ontology annotation, biological process: DNA replication, removal of RNA primer. NCBI's taxonomy places the organism in Eukaryota, Metazoa, Mollusca, Gastropoda, Physidae. The record is from RefSeq and is a predicted model, not a curated record. Gene Ontology annotation, molecular function: nucleic acid binding; RNA-DNA hybrid ribonuclease activity.
AUGUACAGCUCACCAGCGAACGUUGAGCCUCUGAAGCUCCGGAUAGAAAAGGCAGUCCUGAAAACGGCUGAGAGGUUCGAAAGGUUAGGCGACUUUGAGCUAUCGCACUCCAUUCUGGCUGAAGAACGGACGCGGCUCAAGCGACAGAGCUUCGCCAAUGUUGCAAGAACAUUGCAGGCCAAACACGACCUACCUGAGAACAGAGCCCGAAUUAGUACCGUACCUGAACGGCCCCCGAUGGAACUGCCUGACUGUCCGGAACUAAGCCUCGAAUUGCCGGGCGGGCUGAAGAAGAGCGCAAGCGUCGGUGAUUUGCUAUAUGCCGCGGAAGCGGCAACCGAGCGGUACCCGGCCUUCUGGAUAAGAGCGUACACCGAUGGAUCAGCCUCCUCGGGAUUUACGCGGGUCGGGUACGGAGCCUAUAUUGAGUAUUGGGACGGGUCGGUGACCCGAACCAGCUGUUUGAGCGGACCGUGCGGCGGCACCAACUAUGAAGCAGAAAUUAGCGCCAUCGUGGCCACGCUCACGAAGAUCGAGGAUCUCGUAAGAAGCGGAGAUGCCGUAGCACAAGGAGCAGUGAUCUUCACUGACUCCAUGUCAGCCCUCCAAGCUAUGGGCAGCUACGGCAAUGAUGACAACGAUUCAUGCGUCCUAUCAAUGCUUUACGGUGCCGAUCGCAUUGCGAAAAUCCUAGGCAGAAGAAUCUGCUUCCAAUGGGUGCCCGGCCACGUCGGCUUGGCAGGUAACGAGAAAGCAGACGCACUUGCGAAUAGAGGGGCGCGGAAAGUAGUUGCUACCAUUCCCGUUACAUACAACGAGUGUCUAGUGAGGCUUAAAGAAAGUUUCAAACGGGAAUGGGAAAAGGAGUGGGCAGAAGGGUCCAAAGGCCGGGCUGUCUUCAAGCAUAUGAAGAAGCCCUCGAGAACGGAUCCAUGGUGGAACUUGCAAAGAUGGCAGCAGUCCAUCAUCACCCAGCUACGUACACGCCACUGUCCGUCGAAGUCCUACCUGAGUGGACUGAAGAUUACCCGUGAUGACCAAUGUCGACACUGCGGUAAUGCCGUAGAAACGGUCGAGCAUGUCAUUAUAGAGUGCCCUGCACUGGCCCAGAUGAGGCGGGAGCACAUAGACGGGAUCAAAGACAUGGACAAGUAUCUGUACAGAAACUGGGGCCUGAUGAAGGACGUGUGCAGUUUCGUACGAGAGUCUGGUGUCCUCUCCUACUACCGCGUGGCGGACCAUGGGUUCUGA